Molecule: messenger RNA, 1403 nt
Organism: Loxodonta africana (African savanna elephant)
Lineage: Eukaryota; Metazoa; Chordata; Mammalia; Proboscidea; Elephantidae
Product: olfactory receptor 5T2-like
Exons: 1
Coding region: 227-1177 (316 amino acids)
Biological process (GO): sensory perception of smell; G protein-coupled receptor signaling pathway
Cellular component (GO): membrane
Molecular function (GO): G protein-coupled receptor activity; odorant binding; olfactory receptor activity
Source: RefSeq, a predicted model, not a curated record
GUCAAUGACUAAAUGCCUUUUCCAUUUGAUUCUGCAGAGCUCUGGGGGUACUAACUCUAUAUUCAUUGUCUCAUUGUCUUAGGAGUCACUGCUGGGAAAUCACGCACGGCUGAAAAAUCAACGUGAACACAGAGUUGACAUUUGUUUGAGUCACAAAAAUGUGCGUUCCUGUCAUAGGAAUACAAACUAUGACUUCAUGAAUAUUUUUGUUUCAUGAAGUAUCAACAUGAAAAAUGACACAGAAGUCACCACAUUUGUACUGAAGGGCUUCACAGACAAUCGUGAACUUCAGGUCGUCUUAUUUUUUCUGUUUCUAGCAAUCUACCUCUUUACUCUGAUAGGAAAUUUAGGACUGGUUGUAUUGGUCAUUGUGGACUCCCGGCUCCACAACCCCAUGUACUAUUUUCUGAGUGUCUUAUCUUUCUUGGAUGCCUGCUAUUCCUCAGUGAUAACCCCAAAUAUGUUAGUGGGUUUUAUGUCAAAGAAUAAAGACAUUUCAUUCCUUGGCUGUGCAACACAAAUGUUUUUCAGUGUUAUGUUUGGGACCACAGAAUGCUUUCUCUUGGCAGCAAUGGCUUAUGAUCGGUAUGUAGCAAUCUACAACCCACUUCUCUAUUCAGUUAAUAUGUCACCCAGAGUCUAUGUGUCACUCAUCACUUCUUCAUAUGUUGGUGGUAUUUUGCAUGCUACCUUGCACACAGUGGCAACUUUUAGCCUCUCCUUCUGUGCAUCCAAUGAAAUCAGACAUGUCUUUUGUGAUACCCCUCCACUCCUUGCUAUCUCCUGUUCUGACACUCACAUCAACCAGCUUCUACUCUUCUACGUUGUGGGUUUUAUUGAGAUAUUCACCAUCCUGAUUGUCCUGAUCUCCUACGGUUUCAUUUUGUUAGCCAUUCUGAGAAUGCGAUCUGCUGAAGGAAGGCAAAAAGUGUUUUCCAUUUGUGGCUCUCACCUAACUGGAGUGUCAAUUUUUCAUGGAACAAUCCUUUUCAUGUACGUCAGACCAAGUUCCAGCUCUACUUUGGAUCAUGACAUGAUAAUGUCAAUAUUUUACAGUGUUAUGAUACCCAUGCUGAAUCCCAUUAUCUACAGUUUGAGGAACAAAGAUGUAAAAGAAGCGAUGAAAAAAGGGUUUGGGAGAAAUUGGCUUAUCAAUAAAGUAUGUUUUCAGCACUAAAUAUGAAAAAAAAAAUCAAGAGUCAUGGCAUAUGCCUCCAUGUGAAGAAGAUAUGACAAAGAUGGAAUUUUUGUUUCAGUUUAUUAGUGUCUUUCUAUUCUUCUUCAAAAUUUUGAAAUAAAAAUUAUAGAGAACCCUCAUCCUAGGCUAUUUUAUCACAUACUGAAAAGCUAUGCCAUCAAUUUGCUUCUAUGUUCAUACUGAUUUACAUGUAUAUGUGCAGGUG